AUGAGGUCGCUGGAGGGAGCGCCGGCCGACGUCUCGGAGCAGGCACACCUAUCGGAGCUCUGCGUGGAAGACGGCCAGUCUCCCCGCUCAGUGGACCUGGACGGCGACUUUACCUACCGGCUGGUGGGCGUCGUCAGCCACUACGGCAGCGCCACGCACUCUGGGCACUACGUGUCGGAUGUGUACAGCGUCGGAAGGGACAGGUGGUUCCACUACGACGACCGGCGCGUCAGCUGUGUGGACGAGGCCAGGUCAUGUUUCAAGAGCUCUGGCCGGAGAAGAAACGCCGUCUGCAGCCAGCAGCCGUGCGGCCUCAUCCUACACACCUUCUCAGGCGAGCCUUUGAAGGUCCGAGGUGAGGUACAGAUGGACGUGGUGUACCGGGGAGAGUCGUUUAGCCUGCCCCUGGUAGAAGUUGAUGGGACAGGGCCGCUGCUCUUCGGCAGGAACUGGUUGGAGAGCAUCAGACUGGACUGGAGAACCAUCUGCAUGGUGACGACGCAGACGCUGGGAAGCGGAGUUGAGUCUGUGCUGCAUAAGUACUCUGAUGUGUUUGCGGAUGAGUUGGGAUGUGCGAAGGGGAUUGUGGUAGAUAUCCCGAUUGACCCAGACACACGCCCCAUCUUCUACAAGCCCAGACCGGUACCGCUGGCGUACCGUGCUGCUGUCGACGCCGAGCUGGACCGUCAGAUCCGGGCCGGGCUGCUGGAACCGGUGAAACACUGCACGUGGGCUGCACCGAUCGUCACUGCACUGAAGGCGUCAGCAGGAUCCGAACAGGAACAUCUGCAGCGGCUGGAGGAGGUUCUGAGACGUCUGUUGGAGGCAGGACUGCGACUGCAGCGGAAGAAGUGUCAGUUCGCGGCAUCAGAAGUGGUGUAUCUGGGACACCACAUCACGGCAGAUGGUAUCAAACCAACAGCAGACAAGGAUCGCCCCAGCUGCCCGUUCCAGCUGAGACGGUGCACCUGAUGCAGUUCUUCGACUCGUCACCGGUCACCGCUGAGUCCAUCCGUCUGUUCACCGCCAGGGAUCCUGUGCUGAGUGCCGUUCUGCGCUUCACCAGAGAGGGCUGGCCGUCGGGCGACCUCGUGAUGCCAGAGCUGGUACAGUACCGAAGCAAGGAAGGUGAGCUGAGCAUUCAGGAUGGAUGUUUGCUGUGGGGGUCACGGGUGGUGGUACCCCCCAAGAUUCGGCCUAGAAUUCUGUCUAUGCUGCAUGAGGGACAUCUGGGAGAGAGUCACACGAAAAGUUUCGCUCGUAUGUAUGUCUGGUGGCCUGGGAUAGACAGAGAAGUCUCUGAACUGGUGCGUCACUGCCCGACAUGUCAGCAGUAUCGCCGACAGGCACCCGUGACGCCACUCAG
Amphibalanus amphitrite is the source of this 1366-nucleotide messenger RNA. RefSeq lists its product as uncharacterized. NCBI's taxonomy places the organism in Eukaryota, Metazoa, Arthropoda, Thecostraca, Balanomorpha, Balanidae. Gene Ontology annotation, biological process: protein deubiquitination. Gene Ontology annotation, molecular function: cysteine-type deubiquitinase activity. The record is from RefSeq and is a predicted model, not a curated record. Bases 1 to 972 code for a protein of 323 amino acids. The transcript is spliced from 4 exons.